Messenger RNA from Gaeumannomyces tritici R3-111a-1, 1712 nucleotides. RefSeq lists its product as hypothetical. The transcript has a single exon. The record is from RefSeq and is a predicted model, not a curated record. Lineage: Eukaryota; Fungi; Ascomycota; Sordariomycetes; Magnaporthales; Magnaporthaceae. The coding region runs from base 557 to 1159 and encodes 200 amino acids.
CCUGAACCAAGCUUGCAGGGACAGCGGACCAUACUGGCCUGGUAUGACAAAGUUUGUGAAUGCUCGACUCGGGGCAUCGCCCGGCACAAACCUUGGCCUGUCGCCACAAGGGCGCCCAGUUGAUCCCAAUGUCCGUCGGAUCUAUUUGCGUUUCGGGCCAGCGUCUUCUUGGCCCUGAGCAGGCAGUUCCCUUGGCCUCUUUGCCUUUUGCAAACAGUAUAUAGCUCGGCCGGCACGCUGCAUGCCAAGCUGUCCCAGGUGGCGGGGUUAGGACUUUGAGCAAUCCCAAACACCGCCUGAUCUGCCCAACGGCCCGGCCCACCCUCGUCUCUCCCAUCGCCGACUGCCAAGCUAGUUGGGGUGUCGACCUCCGCCAGCCUCCUACUUCAUUGUCAUCUCAAGCAUCGGGCAGCCAGCCUACUAAACAAGAGCCAGGCACGAGCCCUGACAGAUUUGCCCUUCCAUAUCAGCAGACGGCUUCGACCGGACCGGACCUUCCGAGUUUCUUCCUCGGCCCUGUGGUAGCUACUACGUCGGCCAGCAAACGGCGACCAUCAUGGCCGCACAGACAGCGGCAGCUGAGGGUACGACAGAGUUCCAAGCCAGCAGACUCGGCCCCUGUCUCUCGCCGCCCGAGCCCGAGAUGCAGCGAGGCCGGAGACGCGCUCGCAGCCCCAUGCACCUGUCAAUGGUGAACGGCCCCUCGGCGCAGCAGGCGCCAUCCCGCGAGUCUAGCACGCUGCGCGGACGGUGCCGCCAUCGAUCGACGUCGCUCCUGGGCGGCAUCGCGUCGCGCAACCCGUCGACCGCCUCGGCCGCCCUGCCGUCGGAGCGAUCGUCCUCGCGGGCGCCCACACAACGACAGCUCCUCCACGUGCCGCGUGCCCCGCCACCGCCACCGCCACCGCAGCCGCUGAUGCACCACCACAGAAGGCACCGGAGCCAGUGCCCCUCACGGUCGGGGUCGCGGUCGACCGACGGGAGUGACGGAACGCCUCACCGGCGGAGGCAGCGCACGCGGAGCAGGGCCCGCGUCCAUCGGCUGGAGGGUUCGUUUGGGGCGCUCGACCUCGCUCCGUCGCCCUUGCAUUUCCAGAUGGUCGUCCUGGCGGCUGAUCAACCGUCGGAUACGACGUCCGGCAACAGCGGGUCGGACUGACGACACCGGCGUCCUUCUCUUGUGGACGGCAAUUUUAUGGCGCUAGCGAGGGACGAGACGGGGGGGCAAUAGCACAGAAGCGAAGUCACCUGGCGCAACUGUAGCACGUGGCCCAUCCGGGUCCUGGGGACAACAGUGUUUAUAGCCUUAUCUCGCCUCCAUGAUUUGCUGUCGACUCGCAUGUGGUUCCACCAGCCUCCCCCACCUCCCCAGAGCAUCCGCAUCAGCAAAACGGAUGUGGAUCGGACGGCUUUCACGAGAUGGGCCUUCUGCCCGAGAGUGUGUCAUCCUUUGCCCGACUCGGAUCGUGGGAUGAACAACCUGAGGGGGGGCAGCAUCAGCAUAGCCGGCACUAGGCAGAUGCAAUCUACAAUGGAAUUGUAUGGGGCUAGGUAUUUUCGGUGAUAAAGUCCAACGUCAUUGGGCUCGGGCAUGUUUAUGUCGACGAGGCCUGCGUGGCCCGCAACGAAGUUGGGUCAAGUGACGAGGAAAAAAAAAGUUGCAGCCAAGACGAACAUCUUGUAAAUUAAAACGAAGACAAUGGGACCAAUCC